AUGGCUUUGGAAGCUAUUAAAUAUAAUAAUGGAAAGUUGGAAGUCUUGGAUCAAACGCUUCUGCCAGUAAUUACUCGGUAUAUACAUGUUCAGGGUGUUGAAGAUGGUUGGAAAGUUAUCAACAAGAUGCAGGUCCGUGGAGCUCCAGCAAUUGCGAUGGUAGGCUGCCUAAGUCUUGCAGUCGAAUUAAAAAAUGAUAAUUACAGUGAAAAAAGCUCAGUGAGGCGUGAAAUAGAAGGAAAAAUGAACUAUUUGAUAUCGGCACGCCCUACGGCUGUUAAUAUUAAAAUUGCUGCUGAACAACUGAUCAAGCUGGCUAAUAAACUGUACAGAGAUGACAGUAUUAAUGUAGAAAAUAUGGUUUCUGAAAUACUGAGGUCAAUAGAUAAUAUGUUCAAAAAGGAUAUUGAUGACAAUCGGGCUAUUGGUGACUUUGGGGCUGAUGAAAUUCUUAAAAAUAUUGUAGAUAAUAAUUUAGUACGAGUAUUAACUCAUUGUAACACUGGGUCACUGGCUACUACAGGAUAUGGUACAGCUUUAGGUGUUGUGCGAUCGCUUCACAGCAGAAGAAAACUUGAGCAAGUAUAUUGUACUGAAACACGCCCGUACAAUCAAGGAGCCCGUUUAACAGCCUACGAAUUAGUCCAUGAAAAUAUACCAGGUACUUUAAUAUGCGAUGACAUGGUAGCUGCAUUGAUGAAGUCUAGAAAAAUAAAUGCUGUAAUAGUUGGGGCUGACAGAGUUGCUGCUAAUGGAGAUACUGCUAACAAAAUAGGAACUUAUCAGAUUGCAAUCCUAGCAAAAUAUCAUGAAGUACCAUUCUACGUAGCGGCUCCAAGAACGUCUAUAGACUUCGACAUAAUAGCGGGAGACAAGAUACCUAUUGAAGAGCGACCUGAGCGCGAAAUGACGCACCUGAACGACCAGAGAAUCGCUGCCAAGGGAAUCCAAUGCUGGAACCCCGCAUUUGACGUGACCCCCGCUGAUCUGAUCACCGGAAUCAUCACCGAGGUUGGUGUUAUCAAUCCGAAGGACUUGAAGCAACUUGUUUCUACCGACCAACAAUAA
This is a messenger RNA of Cotesia congregata, 1068 nucleotides long. The record is from the annotation of a GenBank genome assembly. Lineage: Eukaryota; Metazoa; Arthropoda; Insecta; Hymenoptera; Braconidae.